Molecule: messenger RNA, 1419 nt
Organism: Lizanozyma spartinae
Lineage: Eukaryota; Fungi; Ascomycota; Pichiomycetes; Serinales; Debaryomycetaceae
Gene: GCD1
Product: translation initiation factor eIF2B subunit gamma
Exons: 1
Coding region: 1-1419 (472 amino acids)
Biological process (GO): cytoplasmic translational initiation
Cellular component (GO): guanyl-nucleotide exchange factor complex; eukaryotic translation initiation factor 2B complex
Molecular function (GO): guanyl-nucleotide exchange factor activity; translation initiation factor activity
Source: RefSeq, a predicted model, not a curated record
AUGGAGUUUCAUGUUGUGAUUUUAUGUGGAUUGGGGAAACAGUUGACACCUUUCUCUCAAGUGAGAUCAACUGGGAUACCAAAGGCAGUCUUACCAAUUGCGAACAAGCCAAUGGUAGAAUAUGUGCUACGGUGGUGUGAACUGGGGUUUUUCCCCAAAGUUACAAUUGUAACUGAUAGUGAUUCGGAACAAGUCAUCAAGCAAGCAUUGGUGGAUCAUAAAAAGUGGGUUGAAGAACAGAAGCAAUCUUUAACAGGAGAACAAGCUCAACCAGAAGCGGAAAGUGUGAUGGAUAUUGAUAUCUUAUCAUUGAAUGCCGAUACUAGUGGGGAAGUGCUUUACCAUAUAUACAAGAACAACAUUAUAGGUGCUUAUAAGCACUUUUUGUUAUUGCCUUGUGACUUUGUCACUGAUUUACCUCCACAAGUACUUAUUGAAGCUUACAGAAACAGAGAAGAGUCUGAUAUAGGUAUUUCAGUGCACUAUAGAAAUCUACUUGACAUUGAGGAUAAGAAGCAUAAAAUAUUUCCCAUAGAAUAUACAAUUUUCCUGGAGUUGAACGAUGGUCAGUGCCAAUUGUUGGACUUAUACUCCUCCGCCGAUAUCGAAUUCCAACAGGCAUUGAAAAUUAGAACCCAAAUGUGCUGGCGAUACCCAAACUCUUCCAUUAGCAUGUCUUUAAUGAAUAGUAGUAUUUUCUUUGGUUCAACAGUGGAGAUUUUUAAUAUCUUUGACACCAUGCAAGAGAAGUCAACAGAACAAUAUUUUGCAAGUCGGCCAAUAUCAAAGAUUGUACGAGACUUGGCUAGAAGAUCCUGGAAGCAUUCCCAACCCAAAGAAACUAUUGGGUUCAUGCUAGUUCCUGACCAGGCUACCUUCUUCCGUACAACUAAUACACAUGUUUUAAUGGAAGCUAAUAGAUAUUUCAUGAAGUUGCAAGCACAAGAGAAAGGAACCUCAGGAGCUCAGCAGAAUAAGGAUAAGUUAGCUGCUACCGUAGGUUUAGACUCUUUAGUUGGUGAAGGCACCACACUUGAUGAGAGAACUCAUGUUAAAAGAACAGUGGUUGGGAAUGAUUGUGUUAUUGGUAAGAGAGUUAAGUUGACAGGAUGUUUGUUGCUUAAUAAUGUUACCAUUGAAGACGAUGUCCAAUUGGAGAAUUGUAUCGUAGGUCAUGAUGUGAGAAUUCAAACAAAACUGAAAUUGGUUCAUUGUAAUGUUGAAUCUACCCAUGACGUUGUAAAGGGUACCCAGGCUAAGAAUGAAACCUUGCAUUGUUUAAGUUUGGAAGGUUUGAUUGAAGGUGAUGAAUCAGCAAUUGAAAGUGAUAGUGAUGACGAUGAUGACGAUGAUGAAAGCUCGUAUGAUGAAUACGAUGGUGAAUUCGAUGAUAAUGAUGAUGGCCUUUUCGGUUAUUAG